UUUCUGCAUGCAGUCAGACUGAGACCAACAGAUUCUUACCUGUCAGAUCUCUUGGCCUUUUUCGCUUAUCCUCACGAUGUCUUCGCCAAAAUCUCCCGACAAGUCACCUCAGUCUCCGCCUGACGCUGUGGAGGCUUCUGAAACCCCCGCGCGAGAUGGAUUCAUUCAGCCUGAUAAUGAUUCUGACUCUGCGUAUUCUUUGGCAACGGAUGUCAGUGAUACUGAGUCCUUGCGUUCGUCUAUUUUGAACUACAAGUGGGUUCAUGGUAGACGCUUCCAUGCAUAUGGCGAUGGAACCUAUUGGGGAGCGAAUGACGAUCGCCAGCAAGAGGCUGAAGAUUUGAUUCAUGAGUUGUUUCGGGCAGUCCUCGACGGCAAGUUGUAUGAAGCUCCGAUCGGCAAGAAUCCGCAGAAUGUACUUGAUGUCGGCUGCGGCACAGGUAUCUGGGCCAUCGAUAUGGCAGACCUGCACCCAUCAGCUGAAGUCAUCGGUGUUGAUCUCUCGCCGAUCCAACCAAACUUCAUCCCGCCAAACUGCAGAUUCGAAGUUGACGAUAUUAACAAAGAAUGGACAUUUCCCGAAAAUAAGUUUGACUUUAUCCACAUUCGCUACAUGACAGGAACCGUGCCAGAUUGGACAGAACUCCUCAAGAAGGCCCAAAGGCAUCUCAAGCCCGGUGGCUGGAUCGAGCAUGUUGAACUCUGGGGAGACGCCAGAGCUGACGACGAUACCAUGAGCCCCGAAUCUCCGCUCAAAACUUGGGUUAAGAUCUUUAAUCAGGUAGCAGAAAAGGUCGGCAACCCUUUCUUUUGGAAUCCCGCCGAAGAAUUCGAGAAGGCUGGCUUGAAGAAUAUCACCGAGAAGAAGGUCAAAGUACCGAUUGGUACUUGGGCGAAAGACAAGGAUCUCAAGCAGUGGGGUGCAUGGAACCGACAGUUCCUGCUACAAGGAUUGGAAGGCUUUUCUAUCCGCAGCUUGACGGAGCUUCUAGGAUGGGAGUACGAGAAAGCGCAGGUCUUCCUCGUGGAGAUGCGUAAAGAGCUGUUGAACCCAAAGCUUCACUCAUACGUGUUGGUAACCACUGUAUACGGUCAAAAGUCCGAGGAAUAAAUCAGGGGGCCUCGAGAGGUUGACGACAUUGUCUGUUGCGAGGUAUCAUCAAGUUUAUCAAGACUAUGUAUAGUUGCUCUUUUGGUGCAUCAGCAUUGCCUGCGACUGCAAAAAUGAUUCCGCUUGCGACGAUUCCAGGAUUUCUCAACAAUUUAGCUUGAUUAAUCAAGAUCUCAGCCUGCCCACUCUGC
Fusarium verticillioides 7600 is the source of this 1302-nucleotide messenger RNA. RefSeq lists its product as hypothetical. Gene Ontology annotation, molecular function: methyltransferase activity. The record is from RefSeq and is a predicted model, not a curated record. Bases 77 to 1111 code for a protein of 344 amino acids. The transcript is spliced from 10 exons. NCBI's taxonomy places the organism in Eukaryota, Fungi, Ascomycota, Sordariomycetes, Hypocreales, Nectriaceae.